GUUACCACAUUACAAUUGUUGUCGUUAGCUUUAACCUUCGUCGAACCACGUCCUGUACACCUUUCCACAUCUACAUCAUGGCUGCCACCGUCGCGUCGCUCUUCUCGCUGAGCGGGAGAACCGCCAUCGUUACCGGAGGCACGAGGGGAAUCGGACAGGCAAUGGCAUAUGCGCUCGCAGAGGCUGGUGCCGAUAUUAUCCUGGUUCAGAGAGACGAGUCCAACACCACAACCCGCGACGAGAUCAUCAAUCGCCUGGGUCGCAAAGCACACAUCCACGUGGCGGAACUGUCGAGCCGAGAAGCCGUCAAACACAUCAUCCCCACCGUGACCAGCCUGGGGUUCACGCCGGAUAUUCUCCUGAAUUGCGCAGGCAUCCAGCGGAGACAUCCGAGCGAACGGUUCCCGGAUGAGGAUUGGGACGAGGUCCUCCAAGUUAAUCUGAGCUCCGUCUUCGUCUUGUGUCGCGAGUUUGGCGCCUAUCUGCUUGGACGCGAUGCCUCCGAGUUCCCGUCCAGCCGUCGUGGCUCCAUCAUCAACAUCGCCUCUCUCCUGUCCUUCCAGGGAGGCAUUACCGUGCCGGCCUACGCCGCCUCCAAGGGUGGAAUUUCCCAGCUGACCAAAGCGCUCUCCAACGAGUGGGUGGGUCAAGGCAUCAACGUCAACGCCAUCGCUCCCGGCUACAUCGCGACCGACAUGAACACGGCCCUCAUCAACGAUCCCAACCGCAACGUGGGCAUCAUGGCUCGGAUCCCAGCCGGACGGUGGGGUAACCCCGAGGACUUCAAGGGUGCGGUCGUGUUUCUGGCCAGCGCAGCGAGUAGCUAUGUUUCAGGGGAGAUUCUUUGUGUGGACGGAGGUUGGAUGGGUCGGUAGAGAACGGGUAAGCUGUAAGACAUUGACCCUCGUCGCAGCUGUCAUAUCACGGCCUUCUAAGAACAGAAAUUAAUCAUAGCAGUAAUAAUAUUAUCAUAUUUCCGA
Molecule: messenger RNA, 980 nt
Organism: Aspergillus campestris IBT 28561
Lineage: Eukaryota; Fungi; Ascomycota; Eurotiomycetes; Eurotiales; Aspergillaceae
Product: putative 2-deoxy-D-gluconate 3-dehydrogenase
Exons: 3
Coding region: 78-875 (265 amino acids)
Molecular function (GO): oxidoreductase activity, acting on the CH-OH group of donors, NAD or NADP as acceptor
Source: RefSeq, a predicted model, not a curated record